GCAUAUAAAAGUAUCGCACCUAGGAUGCAGUCAGCGCACAGUUAGCUUGCACGUCCAACGGAAGUAUUCGCAGUAGUCUUUUGGCCGAGAGAAACAGUACAGUGUAUCAAGAUACUUCAAUGGCUUCAAUCAAAUGCAUGAUCAUCCUGAUCGUUAUGUUGGGAGUGGUACACGAGACAAUUGGAGUACUAGAGGACACGGAUAAAAAUUUUUUGGGACUGAAUUAUCCAUAUGGGGGAGGAAUGGACAACGAUUUACAACUGGUCAGACUUCUACUGUUGCCUCAACGUUUGUAUCAUCCUAAACGCAACUCCGAACUGAUAAACUCAUUGUUGGCUCUACCGAAAAAUGUGAAUAACGUUGGGAAAUGAAUUACCGAGUAAACUAUCCCGAAAAUCAUAUUACGUUCUAUACGAAUAAUAAAUAUUAAGAAAAUUUCUGGACGUUGUAACGUAUCAGGCUUAAUAAAAAUGUAGAAAUAUA
This is a messenger RNA of Megalopta genalis, 483 nucleotides long. It is a transcript of the gene Pdf, whose product is annotated as Pigment-dispersing factor. Gene Ontology annotation, molecular function: hormone activity. Gene Ontology annotation, cellular component: extracellular region. The record is from RefSeq and is a predicted model, not a curated record. Lineage: Eukaryota; Metazoa; Arthropoda; Insecta; Hymenoptera; Halictidae. Gene Ontology annotation, biological process: response to light stimulus.